CAGAACGAGAAGUGGCGAGAAUAAUAUUAUUUGUAAAAAAAAAUCUAUAUGCUUACAAUAAAGCACUGCAUUAUACGGCGCAAAGAAAAUUAUAUUAUACUUCUGACACUCCUAUAACGAAAAAUAAUCUCACAUGUAACUUGAAUUAAUUUAUCGAUUUUAAAAUUAACGUCUUUUUGGUGACGCGACUUCGUGAGGUUGCCCCGUAUAACCGUCGAUUAAUUCGACAUUGGCAGCAACAGAGUCAAGAUAUGCUCCAAGAAAAGUAACGAAAGAAAUCAACAAAUGGAUGAGAAUGAAAGUAGCCUGAUUAUUUACGGCUUGGAACUACAGGCUCGAGCUCUGACUCCUCAAUAUGGUGAAGGCAACGAUGUCCGUUUUUUCAUAGCCACCAAUUCGCUUAAGCCGACCAAUACCAAUCAAUUGCAUCUGUUGCAAUAUGACGAAGAGCAAGGAAAUAUCCAAUCCAAGAUAUUCGAGCACUCUCUGGGAGAAGUAUGGAAUCUGAGAAGUUGUCCUCAUCAAGCCAACUUGUUGGCCUCUGUGUACCAGAAGGGUGCACAGGUGAUAACCCAGGCGGCUCUAUUGACACUACCCGAUGACCUCGGUUCAGUCCGCACAGAACAACUAAAGUCCGAAUAUAUACCCUGGAAGCAGGUAGAGGUUUUGGACACUACCGCCUAUGGUGGACGUGUCAAGACAAUUGAAUUCCAUCCCAGUCAGGAGCAAACUUUGGCCUGUGUGGUGGGAAGCAAAGUGGCUUUGAUGCAGCGGGGCGAAUCAUCGACAAGGAUAAUAGCCGAUUUGGUUGGAUCCGGUUCAAAUUCGAAACAUAUUCCACCGUUUACCACUGGCAAAUGGUCACACCAUCAUCAGGGUAAUCAAUUUCUGACUCUCCACGAUUGCACGCUAAGCUCAUACGACAUAAGGGACACGCAGCAUUGUGCCUGGAGUAUAAGCGAUGCGCACGGACAGCUUGUUCGUGAUCUCGAUUGCAAUCCCAACAAACAAUGUCACGUAAUGACUGGCGGAGAUGAUGGAUAUCUAAAAAUCUGGGAUUACAGAAUGCCAAAAGCACCAGUUUUUGAGCGAAGCGACCAUUCGCAUUGGAUUUGGUCUGUGCGAUUCAAUACAUUCCAUGAUCAGCUUUUACUGUCAAGUUCCAGUGACUGCAAGGUAUUGCUGACCUGCGCAGGAUCUGUCAGUUCCGAGUUACAUUCUCAGAAUGAAAUAAACACUGAAGGUGGAGGAGAAGAACGUCAACGUCCCUUGCUCUCGGAUGGAUUGCUGCAAACAUUUGACCAGCAUGAGGAUUCCGUUUACUGUGCUGAAUGGAGCAAUGUUGAUCCCUGGGUAUUUGCCUCCCUUAGCUAUGAUGGACGCGUCAUAAUCUCAAAAGUGCCCAAGCAGUACAAGUAUCAGAUUAUAUUCUAAACUUGGUUUACUUUUUUAGGUUAUUUUUAAUAAUAAAUAUUUAUGUAUAUGUA
Molecule: messenger RNA, 1487 nt
Organism: Drosophila willistoni
Lineage: Eukaryota; Metazoa; Arthropoda; Insecta; Diptera; Drosophilidae
Product: EARP-interacting protein homolog
Exons: 2
Coding region: 286-1434 (382 amino acids)
Biological process (GO): protein ubiquitination
Molecular function (GO): protein binding
Source: RefSeq, a predicted model, not a curated record